Molecule: messenger RNA, 3648 nt
Organism: Dacryopinax primogenitus
Lineage: Eukaryota; Fungi; Basidiomycota; Dacrymycetes; Dacrymycetales; Dacrymycetaceae
Exons: 3
Coding region: 69-3251 (1060 amino acids)
Cellular component (GO): cytoplasm
Molecular function (GO): glycosyltransferase activity
Source: RefSeq, a predicted model, not a curated record
UCAAACAACAACCUGCUGCCUUCAACCAUCAUCGACGCUAGUGCCCACUAGCGUCCCCCUCAACGGCAAUGACGACUCCUCUGGCAGCCCCGGCCGCAGACCCGCCGUACGCCUUCGUCACACUCGUCUCCUCGGACUCGUACCUCCCCGGAGCGCUCGUCGUCGCCCACGCACUGAGGGAUGUACACCCCAAGCCUGCCAAUGCACCGGAAGUCGACUUCCAAACCGUGUGUCUCGUCACUCCCGAAGUGGUGGACGUGGCGACGAUCCGAGCCCUAAGGCAGGCAUUCGACUUGGUCGUCGGGGUCGAAGUGAUCGAUGACCAGUCCCAGCUGGGGGUAGAGAACCUCGGCCUGCUCGGAAGGAGAGACCUAACGACCGUCCUGACGAAACUACACGUCUUCCGACUGACCCACUUUAGGAAGAUCAUAUUCCUCGACGCGGACGUGCUUCCCCUACAACCGAUCUCCCACCUGUUCAAGCUAGACUUUUCCCAGAAGCUCGCAGCGGCACCCGACGCCGGCUGGCCAGACUGCUUCAACUCCGGGGUAAUGGUGCUCCAGCCUAGUGAAGCGAGCUUUGGGGAACUGCGCGAUCUUGCACGGACGAGAGGAAGCUGGGACGGUGGUGACCAGGGCUUGCUCAACGAGUGGGUUGGGAACGAUUGGCACAGGAUCAGCUUUAGGUAUAACACUACCCCGACAGCUGCAUACACGUACAAGCCCGCCUACGCGCGCUUUCACGAGGAAAUCAAGCUCCUGCAUUUUAUCGGUUCCCACAAACCGUGGGCAUCCCUCCCGAUCCGGCCGUCUCGUCCUCCUCCGCGCCCGCUGCACGAAAGCCAUGAUACGGCGUACGGUGCGCUUGUCGAUCAGUGGUACGCGGUGUAUGACCGCCACUACCGGCCUCUGUCGAACGUGGACGACUUCCUACCGGAGGAUUACCAGCCCGGACCGGGACCGGAGGCGACGACGACGACGACGACCGCCCCGAGCUUCCAGCCACCACAUUAUGCUGCAGCGUGGGACGAGCCCAAGCCAUUCGAGGCGCAGCCCGAAGCUGGCCCGGUGUAUGGGCUUGAAGAGCUGCGAGAGCUUGCAGUGAAAGGCGUCGGCUCGGCAUAUACUGUCACUGACGGAGAGGGGCGAUACGAGAGCCUACCGCUCGAGGGUCGGGUGGACCUGCUUUGCCCGAAAUUCGAGGAGGAGGAGGAGAAGGAGGACGAGGACGUGACGCCCAAGGCUUCGGAUUACCAGCUUCCUCCUCCUCCGGUACAGAUGGGCGAGUAUCCUCCGCAUUUACAGCGGCCGCCUGCUCCGCCUCCGCCCCCGCUUCCACCUGUGCAUGCACCUCAGCCGGUACAGGAGUAUUUCCCUCCUCAGCCUGCGUAUCAGGAACAUCAGCAGCCAGGUCCAUCGGUGCAUCAUGAGCAGGCUUGGCAUCCCGAGCCUACUUAUCAUGAACCACAGUGGCAGCCUCCCCCGCCUCCGCCUCCGCAACAGCAAGAACAGGGGCAACCCCCGCCUCCGCCUCCGCAACAGCAAGAACAGUGGCAACCCCCGCCUCCCCCUCACCAGGAUUGGCAACCCCCACAUGAGGAGCACCAACCGUAUGUUCCCCCUCCCCAAGAAAGGGAGGAGUAUCAUCCCCCUCAACCGGAACCCGCCGCUCCCGCACCCCCUCCUCCCCCACCAGAGCCCUUCUCAGCACCCAUCAUGACCUGGAACCCGGCUCACGAGCCUCCACCGAACAAGCGUCCCUCGCACGCGCCCGUCUUCCCCGAAUGGACGGGCAACGUCUGGGAACAACCUUCCUACCGAGAUCAGCGCGAGUUCUUCCAUGCCCCGCCGCCCACCCAGAUACCGCAGCAUCUUGUCGACCAGGGACAGUACGAGAAGGUGAUGCACCACGCGCCUGACCCGCGUAAGGUCAACCCUAUCUUCCCCUGGGAGAAGGAGGGGCGUCCAAGGACUCAGCGUGUGUGGCCUGAGGGUGAGUACCCUCUGCCGGAGAUCAAACCCCUCCUGCCUGAGGUGGGCGGCCUGGAAGGGCCAACGCUGACCGUACAGAGCCCGUCGCCCACCGUCCCCCCUGGCCGCACGUUCCAGGAACAUCAGCCCCCGCCUUCGCCCCCAACGUAUGGUUUGCCGCAGGAUAUGACCUUCCGCAACGCGUGGGAUGCGGACCCGCAUAUCCAGAGGUACGUGAGUAAGCUGUCCCGCCCUAGUACUGUAGGCUCUAGACAGCCCUCGUUUGCCGUCAUGCGCCGUAGUAGCCCGCUCUCUACGCCUGGCAUCAAGGGCAACUUUGCCUUCCGCCGGCCUGCAGAGCGCGGGGAGGGCGCAGAUGCUAGUAGUCGGGACGGGGACGACGAGGAAGAUGAGCAGGAGUCGGAGAGCGAGAACGGGGCUGCUGGCGCUGCUGAAGAAGUGGCAGAAGAAGGCAAGCCUGGGCGGAAAUCCCCCAAAUCUAGAUCUGGUUCGGUCAGCAGCCGCGGUGGGGAGAGCUUUGGUCCAUCGAAAGCUUACCGGUCGCAGGCUGUCCAGACCGAGCCACCUCCGAAGAAAAAGAGUCGUGGUAUUCAAGUCCAGAUCCCGAGAACGGAUUUCUUCAUCCAGCGCGAGCCGAAGAAGGACGAAGGCGUCCAGACGCCCGAGAUGGUCAUGCUUGAGCCUCACCCGCCGCUGGAGUCUACGCACAUGCCUGUGCCUGAUGCGCAGUACUUGCUGCCUCAGCACCACAUGCCGGCCACACCGUCGCCUUAUGAUGAGCCGAUGAUGCCGACGCACAAGGAUGGUGCGCGUGGUCGGCUUGCGGAUGUGGAGACGGACGAGACGCCGGUACAGGUGCUGAUGCCCCCGCCGUUGGUGACGACGGACACGGCAUCUGCGACUGAGAGCUACUUCCUCAGCACGGUGGAAUCCCCUCGGGAAGUAGCUGCGAACCCGCCGAACCUCCAUCCGGGGUUGGAGCCGCUCAGCCCUCCACUCCGGCCUGGACCCACUCCUAUCCCAGCGCAUAUGCGCAUAUCAUCUAACGAAACACAGUCGAGCGGCAUUGGUGGUUCACCGCCGUCCUCGAUACUGAUGUCCCCUAGGGACGGGGAGGAAAUGACCUCACCUCGGACGCAGGCUGCGAGGCUCGCCAUCCGUCGGUGGGAUCCCGCACGCGAUGUCGACCUGUUCAAAAGGGAUUCCCAGGAAGUUCUGGCUCGGUUCUUACGGAUGAACGACUGGGAGGAAGCACGCUAAGUGCGCGGGGUAGCACGUGUAUAUUUCAUUUUCUUGAGUCUUCGUGUCUACAUCUUGUUAACGCAAUCUUCUCUCCUCCACAAGGUCCAUUCUCACGCUCUUGGUCGCUUCAAAAGUCCCUUGAGGGACGACCUGUUACACGGACUUGUUCAUAAUGUUCUUUCUUGCACGUCUCUCUCUCACCAUCAAUGUCUCUUCUUGUCCUCAAUCACCUCCCCUCCUCAAACCUCUUACGGUCUUGUUUCUCGUAUGUAGCUCUCUUCGCACGGUAGUGCAGACUUGGUGGAUGGCAGGGGAAGGUUGUUGUCGCGAUGGAGGUGAUACUGCUAGUACCAGUAGAUGCUACGAUUCCACCCGAAGCCCGUGCGGUUCAAUACCGUAAUCAAACGAGAUACCC